GCGGUGGCGUCGGCGGUUAAUAUGAAGUGGUUUCUGGUCAGCGUGUCGCUUCUCCUAGCGUUGGCGGAGAGCUCAAGCGGAGAUGCGGGUGUGCGGCCCGAGGCGCGCACGCCGCUGGGCGCGCUAAGGGGCUUCUAUAUGCGCUCGCGCCGCGGCCGCCGCAUCGCCGCCUUCACCGCCGUGCCCUACGCCCAGCCUCCCGUGGGAGAGUUGCGCUUCAAGGUGUGUGCCACGCCGACGACUUGAUGCACCUGUUCCCGAUGCACUUCCUGACGAAGCCGGCGACCGCGCAGGACGAAGCGAUUUCCGAACUCAUGCUCACUCUCUGGACUAACUUUGCGACUUCCGGAGAUCCGAACGGGCCGGCGCCGCUGCCGUUCGUGUGGGCGGCGCGGCGGCGGGCCGCGAGCUGCGGUACCUGCGCAUCGCCGCGUGGCCCGCCGUGCACGACGGGCUGGCGGAGCGCGCGCGCCUUUGGGGCAGCUUGCCGCUGUGGCACACCUUCCAGCGCCUUUUAUUUGUAUAUUUGGUAAUAUUAUGAUGCUUUAUAUUAUGUUAGGUACUUUCCGCCUGCAGCUUCAUCCACGUAGUCAAAGAAAACCCUGCAUAGUUCCCGUUCCCGUGAGGUUUAUUGGAUAAAACUCUAAUAAAAAUAUGAAGUAAAUCCAUGCAGUACUUUUUGAGCUUAGCCCGAAUAUACAGGCAAACAGGCGAAAAUUCUAAAUAAUAUAUUGUUCGCUUCAUACGAUUUUAUUAUAUUAAUGUAGUUAUAGAUGAGUUGAUACUUUUGAUAUAAGUUUAAGUGUGGUUUAAGUAAAUAAAUCGUGGAGUAAGA
Colias croceus (clouded yellow) is the source of this 835-nucleotide messenger RNA. It is a transcript of the gene be2, whose product is annotated as carboxylesterase 3B-like. Lineage: Eukaryota; Metazoa; Arthropoda; Insecta; Lepidoptera; Pieridae. The record is from RefSeq and is a predicted model, not a curated record. Bases 22 to 246 code for a protein of 74 amino acids. The transcript has 3 exons.